CUUAAUUGAAUUCACUGAAAUACUGAAAUACUGAAAUACUUUAACUAUUCCCGUGAUAAAGGGCGAGAGCAUGUCGAUCCACCUGAUGUGCCUGACUUCCGACGGCGGUGUGCCGAUUUAUUCCAAAAAACGAGGCGACUGUGAAACCCUGCCCUUCUCCACAAUCGCCUCGCUAAACGGUGUACACAUGUUUUGUAAAUCGCAAGGAGUCGAUUUGCCGAUCACCUACUUGGAGGACAGCAUGAUCAUGUGGAAAGAGUACGAGGGCACGAUCGUCAUGAUCGGAAUCGCACGGGACAUCUCGGAGAAGACGCUGCGCCAUCUUCUCGACUACUCCUAUCAGGCGAUGGUGUUCUGCGUGGGGAUUCAGUCGAUCAAGAAGAUCAAAAAUAUCGAUCGUUUCAAGCGAGAGCUGAAAAACUACUACCCAAUCGUCGAUCAGCUGCUGGAGGUGGUUGAGAACGAUUUCUUCCGCUACGUGGAUUGUAUUCUUUGCAGCGAAAGCACAAGCAUGCUGACGAAGCUGAACGAGUUUAGCGUACAGAUCGGAUCGCCGUUCUGUGCACUGCUCGUGCGGCAGCGCAUUGCCUGUGGCACCGAGGGCUGGUGGGAUCUGGACGUGAUAGAUCGAAAGCUGCUCAUGCUCCUACUCAACGCUUCCAGCACCAUCCAGCAGGAUGUACCGGUCUUUCUGCCCAAGAAAUCAUCCAGCAUUGCGUACCGUUUUAUCAGUAUUCCGCUGACCCAGGGUGUCAGCAUCUGUGCGCUAUGCGGUGCCGAACCACCGUACGAUGUGCUGCAGGGCAUUAGCCAGCAGUUUUGGAUGAGCGAACUCGAUAUGCUGAUCGCGGCGGAGCAGAAUUAUGCCAAGCAUUUUCCAGCUACCAUCGAACUGGAUCCGCACAUUAUUGGCUUCCUGUUGCUCAAUCGAGAGCACGCAAAGUACGUCAUGUCACGAGGAGUACUGUCGUUGAACAACAGCACGGCCACUGCAGACCGGAAGCAUCGCACCGACCGUGGGCCAACGUCCAGUGUGACCACCGGGGGGAACCACCGGUUAGAUAUUCUGCGAGCUUUUUUCCAUCAAUCCGUGGACGUCAUGGAAGAAACUCUGCGCGAGGGUGACCGUGUCAUCAACCUGGAGCAAUACUGGUGCUCAGAUUACCACAAAUGUCACGCACUGAUCGAGGGAAGUAACGUGCUGUGCGUACUCUACACGUCGGCCAUUCCAACGCACAUCAUGAGGAUAGUAACACAAAAAACACUGAACACGUUGAUAUCGGAUAAGGAUGUGUGCUGGUAGCUUCGCAUUUGAAGCUGUGACUUGAGGAAGGAAGCAGAUCGCGAGAUCUCUAACGCCGUGGCAGAAUCGCAGUAUUAUUAUG
Messenger RNA from Anopheles darlingi, 1385 nucleotides. It is a transcript of the gene fy, whose product is annotated as protein fuzzy. The transcript is spliced from 3 exons. Lineage: Eukaryota; Metazoa; Arthropoda; Insecta; Diptera; Culicidae. The coding region runs from base 71 to 1303 and encodes 410 amino acids. Gene Ontology annotation, biological process: non-motile cilium assembly; vesicle-mediated transport. The record is from RefSeq and is a predicted model, not a curated record.